CAUCAUUUACAUACCUUAAGGAUAACCCCAUAGUCGCAGCUGUAAAGAAGACCAAACGUUUUAAAUUAUAUACUAUUUACUGAGUCAUUCGAGACAGUGCCAGGUGAAUAAACUGGACUUAAAUGACAGUGGAUUAGACGGUUCAUUGAAUUUUCAGAAUAGGUAGAUCCAUGCCUUUUGUUUUCAAGAAGUAGCAAUGGCAGUGAGUACGAGUGACAGGCUUUGGCUCUGACGGAAGGGGGUGAUGAUGCCACUUCUGGACCAACACAUUCUUCUAAUUUAUGUUAUCGGAAACAGGAGUAGUGUAGCAUGCAGCUCCUACAUGGACUAAUAUAGAAGAAGAGAUUGGUAAAAAAAAAAAAAAAACAUUUCCAUGCGUGAAACACGAGAAGACAUCAAAUGGACUGUUGCAUGUAACAAAAUCCGGAUCCUUUUUCCCGCUGGAGAAAAACAGUGGCCACGGCUGACAAUUCGCAGGACUUGAAAGUGUGAAUGACUGACACAGAAGACACAGAAUGGGGGAAGCACUCCAGAAGCCCUGCAUGGUUCAAAAGGAAAUUGAAGAGGCUUGUUUCAGCACUGAAAAGGCUUCCAUGGAAAUCUCUUGCCCCUCUGAUCCACACUGGUGCCUCCCUCCUGGCAUUGCUAGUCUACUGGCAGAGCAACAAACUUUACCACUUUGUCACCCAUAUCUUCAUCUCUCAGUACCGCUUCCCCUACGUGGUACCCCUGUCAUUUGCACAGGUGGUGCUGACUCUGGUGGCCAUGGUGACGCUGCAUGGCCUUGGCUGUGUCACGCUGCAGCCGUACUCUCUGCAGCUGGGUGAACAGUUGCUGGUGCCUUCCAUCUGUGACAGUAUUCAGACGGUGCUGGCGCUGUGGGCGGUCACCUCGCCCUCUGGUCUCUUCCCCCUCACCUUGCAUCUUCUGCCACUUGCUUGCGUGGCCUGGACCCAUGCACUUGGCUUAACGCAGCGCCUCUCAUCUAAAAACACCCUUCUACUGGCUGCUGUUACAUUCACAUCUGUGACAAUCGCAGGCACACGUAAUGUCCUAUGGACUGAGCCCCUGGUGAGGCUCUAUGCCCCGCUUAGCCUCUUCCUGCACAGUCUCUCUCUCUGCUGGCUGGCCAAAGUGGGAAAGACAGCGACAAGGCGAAAGAGGCAGCAUUCGUCCUUGCUCAACCUCUACUUCUGUCUCAACGUGAACAGAAGCCUGGUGCUGGGCUUUUUGUGCCUGCUCCACCCCGACUCCCCGCGAAUGCUGAGCGAGGGCUGCUGGCACAGUCUGCUCUUCCUAGCAUACCUGCUGGCCAUGCUGCUGCUGGGGGUCCUGCAGCACCUCCUGCUGGCCCUCGCCGCUCUCUACUGCUCCCCGCUGGCUGCAGGGCUCAUGCACACGGCGCAGGAUCUGGGGCAGAGCUUCAUCACCCUGCUGUAGCUUAAGGGUGGACUACGGGCGUGUCUGAGGGUGUCCUGCAUCUCAAAACUGCAUACAGAUUCGCUAUACUGCUGGGCGUUGUGAAUGGAAUAAGCUAUCCAAAUGAACAUAAACUUAAUCCUGACUAAACCACUUUCCACUGUUCAUGUCUCUAACCACAGAUGUGCUUGUAGUGGGUCCAAAAACAAAACUGAGACAUGUGGUCUUCUCUAGAAUUCCAACUGUAGUAGACAGCUGAAGAGUUGAAGUUUGCUAGACUAUCCUAAUCUCAUCACACACCAGAAACCAUUCUGGUUAAUGAAAUCUCCCAAUAUACUUCAUACAAUAAACUUUGCAUUGAGUAUACUCAUCAAACGCAAUGAUUGCACAUCUCAGCUGGAGGACAAGACAUUGCAUUUCUGAAAAUAUUGAGGUGAUGAGACUGGAAAUUUUAAGUUGGGAGAAAAAGGAAACAUUUGAGUUUUGAAUACAGUUGGCUAAUAGAGGUCAAGUGCCAGUUCUCCAAUUGCAUAUGACUGGGGUAAAGAUACUUUGCUAUGAGAUUAGCAUGUCUGCAUGAAAGUUGUGCACCCAGCACUUAUUCUUGGUCUUUACCUGUAUUUCAAACACAACUACCUGAUUUUCUAAGAGGACUUCAUUGUCAAUUUCAAUCCCAUAUUUGAAAAGAAAGUCAUAAUAGUUUAGUCUUUUAAAAUAUUAAGAGAAAGUAAAAAAUUGAUUUUACUCAAGGUGUACUGUCCUAUGCAUAUACAGUGCUGUGAAAAAGUAUUUGCCUUGCCUGGAUGUAUUUACUUCCUGAUUUCCUCUGUUAUUGCAUAUUUGUCAUACUGAAUGGUUUUAUUCAUUCAUGGGUUCAUGGGUUCCUUUUGUAUAAUAAAAUAUAUUAUACAAAAGGAACCCAACUUGCCCAAGCCCUGACUUGAAGCAAACAGACACACUGUGGCAGGAUCUGAGACAUGUUCAUACUCAAAAACCUACCAAUUUGUCUGAAUUAAAGCAGUUCUGCAAAGAAGCAUGGGCUAAAAUUCAUCCACAGCGAUGUGAAAGACUGUUAUCAAAUUAUAGAAUGUGUUUGGCUGCAAUUAUUGCUGCUAAAGGUGGUACAACCAGUUAUUAAGUUUAAGGGGGCAAUUAAUAUUUCAUAUGGGUGUUUUAAAAAAAUGUGUUUUUUGUUUACUUAGGUUCCUUUAGUCUAAUGUUAGAUAUUGUCUAAAGAUCUAAAACCAUUCAGUGACAAAUAUACAAUAAUAGAGGAAAUCAGGAAGGGGGCAAAUAUUUUUUUCACAACACUGUAUAAUAAACAUGAAAGUAUUAAUAAAUUUAAGUGCUCAUUAUUGUUUUGUGAAACCAAAUAAAGAAUUUAUAUGAGACUA
Molecule: messenger RNA, 2813 nt
Organism: Anguilla anguilla (European eel)
Lineage: Eukaryota; Metazoa; Chordata; Actinopteri; Anguilliformes; Anguillidae
Exons: 4
Coding region: 493-1440 (315 amino acids)
Source: RefSeq, a predicted model, not a curated record